This is a messenger RNA of Hipposideros armiger (great roundleaf bat), 3759 nucleotides long. Its product is annotated as paraneoplastic antigen Ma3-like. NCBI's taxonomy places the organism in Eukaryota, Metazoa, Chordata, Mammalia, Chiroptera, Hipposideridae. The record is from RefSeq and is a predicted model, not a curated record.
CAGUGGCAACGCCGUCGCGUAACCCGCGUAAGCCAAUGGUUCGGCGGUCUCCAAGGCAAUGCGGAGGGUCCACGCUCCGGCGCCAAGGCGCCCCCGCCCCUGAGUCCGCACUGCAGAGAGCCGUGGCGAGCAGGCGCCAGCGCGCUGGCCCACGUGCCGCGGUUAGAGAGGGAGAGCGAGACGCGGCGAGCGAGCGCCUGGAGAAGACGGGCUUCCGACCCCGGAGCUGCUGCGCUUAGCCUCGCGCCACUCCUGCUGGGACCUGGAUAAGGAAGGACCCCGCCCCUGAAGAAGGCUGUGGGUUUGCCGUCGUCCUGGGAGUUGGCCCAGAUGUCUGUGCAUCACGCCCUGAUCAUUCCCCACUAAAUUAGAUGCCUUAGAGACUGGAGCCAUGCCGUUGACCCUGUUCCAGGACUGGUGCAGGGGCGAACAUCUGAACACCCAGAGGUCCAUGCUCAUCCUGGGGAUUCCUGAGGACUGUGGUGAGGAUGAGUUUGAGGAGAGUCUUCAGGAGGCUCUCAGGCACUUGGGCACAUAUAAGAUUAUUGGCAGGAUGUUCAGGAGGGAGGAGAAUGCCCAAGCGUUUCUCCUGGAGCUUGCCCAAGAUAUGGACUAUGAUUUGAUCCCCAGGGAAAUACCAGGAAAGGGAGGGCCCUGGAAAGUAGUGGUAAAACCUCGUAACUCAGAUGGUGAAUUUCUCAAUAGACUGAACCGCUUCUUAGAGGAGGAGAGGCGGACAGUGUCAGACAUGAACAGAGUCCUCGCAUCGGACACCAAUUGUCCCUUUCCCAGACUGGCCAUAUCACCAGAAUUCUGGACUUGGGCCCAGACCCUGGGGGCAGCAGUACAGCCUCUGCUAGAACAAGUGUUAUACCGAGAACUGAGAGUGUUUUCUGGGAACACUGUGUCCACUCCAGGGGUGUUGGCCUUCGAAGCCUGGCUUGAGCACACCACUGAAGUGUUACAGAUGUGGCAGGUGCCUGAGGAGGAAAAGAGGAGACGGCUGAUGGAAUGCUUGCGGGGCCCUGCUCUGCAGGUGGUCAGCGGGCUCCGAGCCCACAACGCUGCCAUAACUGUGGAGGAGUGCCUGGCAGCCCUGCAGCAGGUGUUCGGACCUGUGGAGAGCCAUAAAAUCGCCCAUGUAAAGUUCUGUAAGGCCUAUCAGGAGGCAGGAGAGAAAGUCUCUAGCUUUGUGUUACGGUUAGAACCCCUGCUCCAACGAGCCGUAGAAAAAAAUGUGGUAUCACGAAGGAAUGUGAAUCAGGCUCGUCUGAAACAAGUGUUAGGUGGGGCCACCCUUACUGACAAACUUCGGGACAAGCUUAAGCUAAUGAAACAGCAAAGGAAGCCUCCUGGGUUCUUGGCACUGGUGAAGCUCCUGCGUGAGGAGGAGGAGUGGGAGGCCACCUUAGGCCCCAAGAGGCAGAGGCUGGACCAGCUGGAAGCAGGCAUGAGAUCAGCUGCCAGAGCCAGUGGUUUCAGACCAGUGUGUUUCCCUGCCCCCAGCAAUACUCUACAGGCCAGGCCUCCCCAAAGUUCCCUGCGCAGGAGAGGCAGAGGCCAGCACCACAGGGAGGGUGUGUCCAGGGCUGGCUCGGCUGCAAUGGAGUCGGGAAAUGGGGGCUGGGCUUGGGACAAGAGCCAUCCCAAGCCCAAGGCCAAGUAGGCUCAGGAAAACAGGGCAGCUCUUCUUACUAUAGGCAGAGGAGACAAAGGAGAUGUUGGAAGAAAGGGAAGGGGCAGUCCGCACAAACAGCAGAGGACUUGAGUAGGGCAGAGGGGCCAGGUAGUCAGGCCCAGGCCAAGCCCCCUUGCCCUCUACCAGCUGAAAGGGACUCUACCCGUGAAGCCGAAGACGGCUCAUGGUGGGCCAAGCACACGGUCCUGAAGAAGUACCAGCAACACAAACAAGGGGCCACCACACCCGGUACAUGUGUUGCUCCAGCCACGGGAGGGGACUCCACCACAGCAGAGGCUGAAGGAGGUGCAACUGGGGGCUCUGGCCUCGGCCCCUUCAUUUGGCCACCCCCAAACGCCCACCCUGUGUGCUCUGAGCUACGAAUGCCGACCGGCUGCCAGGCCACGCGGGGCCUGGAGGAGGCUUCCCCAGGGCCGACCGUUCCAGAAGGAGCCAGUAUGGGCGAGGAAGAGCUGCUGCACAGAGAGGGUUACUGGAGACCUGGAGAGAGCACGCAGAGAACAGGGACAGGCCUGGAGAACCACGACUCAGCAGCUGCCAAGGCCAACUCCAGCCCUAAACCCUUCCAACUUGGGUAGCCAGCCUGGGAGCACCCUCAGCAGCCUGUCCCGGCCUAGGUUUAGGCCAACCGCUGCUUGUUCUUGUGGAGAUGUGUGUGUUUUUGUGUGAGCAGUUUUCUCCCGCUGACCACCCCACCGUGGAGACCCAGAGCCCAGCCCCAGGCGACUGCGGGCACGGCCGGUGCUCACCCUCUGACUUCAGGAAGGAAGAACUGGACCAGGGCCAGAGGGGGACUGCCAGCGUCUCCACGGGGACUGUGCUCUGAUGUCUCACCCUGUUGUUCCUUGUGACUCAGUUUACUUGGCUUGGUGGAAUGUCCGCUGCUGUGUUUUCCAGCAUCCUGUGACUGUCCUGUGCAGGCCAUAGGGCAUAGCCAGACCUCAGUAUGUGAGCCGGGGAUGGGUGGGAGGAGGGAUGCCCUGUAGUGAGUGGACAUCGCCAGUGUCCAUCGUCCUUCAGUGGCCAAUCGUGGGGCCCUCAGGAAGGGGGACUAUGGCGGGAAGACCAAGGUGAGGGGGCACAGCUGAGACACCUUUACAGGGUCCCCAGAAGGAGGGGGUCCCAAGUCCUAUGGAUUCUAGUGGCCAUUAAAAGUUCAUUUCUGUGUUUUCGUUCCCUUUCUUCAAUGGUUUCAGUAAAUAUUUCUGUUAAAUAAAUGUCAUUGAAUAUUUUGGUGGAGUCUCGCCUCUGCUGUGGGCAGUUGAGGGAAGGAUCUGCUGGGAGUGGGGUUGUACAAGAGUAGCCUGGGACCCCGAGUCAGUAUUGGGGUAUAGUGAAGGCAGGGUACAAGAGAUGCUGUGAGGUCCCUGGGACUGGACAGCACCGGUAGCAGCAACUCAUGGACACGGGCAGUGGCUGGUUGGGUCCCCAGAAAUCUCAGGGAUCUUCCAGGAAUAAGUGGGUUAGGCAUUGAAGAAAGGGGAAGGGACAGCAGGCAGGACUGGAGGCCCCGGGAUCCCUGGCUGGGGUGUGGAGUCUCAGGGUGUCCAGUCGGGUCAGGGAGGUCACAUGUGCAGUCCAAAGAGGGACCUGGGUGGCUGCCAAUAUUCCUUGGUUGUUUCUGCAUCACUCCAAUCUUCAAGGUCAGAAUUUUCCAAUGUCUGUCUGUACCUUCUUAUAUUGCGUUCUACUCCUCAGCAUGUGUGUGCAUACGUGUGUGUGCACAUGCAUGCAUGCAUGCAUGCGAUCUUCUUUGAGUCUCUCUUAUAAGGAUAGUUGUGAUUCGAUUUAAGGCCCAUCCAGAUAACCAGGAUAAUCUCCCCAUCUAAAAAUCCUUAACUUAAUCAUAUCUGCAAAUUCCUUUUUCCCAAAUAAGGUUAUAUUUACAGGUUCCAGGGAUUAGACCUGCAUUCUUUGAGGGCCUUUAUGCAGCUUACUACAGGUCCCAAUUUGUGCCCCUGCUCUAUUCCAACCUACUGGGCUCACCUUUCCCUUCCACUGAUAUCUUCUGUUGGAAAGUUCCUGCAGAUAAUUGUCUAAUAAAUCCACACAAUAAAACA